Messenger RNA from Physella acuta, 1479 nucleotides. Its product is annotated as multiple epidermal growth factor-like domains protein 10. Gene Ontology annotation, molecular function: scavenger receptor activity. The record is from RefSeq and is a predicted model, not a curated record. Lineage: Eukaryota; Metazoa; Mollusca; Gastropoda; Physidae.
AUGAAUCUGGUUUAUAUUCCCAACUUUGUGGUCAUUCUAUUUAUAAACGUAUAUCCACUGCGGGCGUCAGUCAAAGAUUUUCAGUGCACAUUUGGAUCCAAUGUGGGGCUGCGCAAUGCCACGUUCUGUCACGUUGUCAUUCAGCAGGACGUGACAGGAAAGGCUGUCAGUGUGGGGAGUGGCGCCACAGUGUGUGGGGAUUAUAAAGGUGUGGUUGCCCACUACAUCCUGGCCUCUGCUGCCGAUGUGCUUCCUGCACUGGCUAUUUCGCUCGGCUUUAACAACAUCGGCGUCAACGACAGCCAUGUUGUCGGGCCAUACAAGGCAUGUCCAAACAUCAACACAGAUGGCUACACGUGUUACGCCGUGUGUAGGUUCCAUGUGUGCUCCUCGGGGAACUUUGGACCGCCCGCCUGCAAGUCUGUCUGUGGCUGUAAGCAUGACGUCAUGUGCGACAUCGUCAACGGGUCGUGCGCUGACGGCCAGUGCAAGGACGGCUUCUACAAGCUGCCCCUCUGUCAGGAGUCGUGCAACUGUUACACUAACGCCCACUGUGACGCCGACGGCCGAUGUCCAUUCGGAUGCCGGAAGGGGUGGACAGGGGCGGACUGCCAGCAGCGACUCUGUCGCGUGGGGUUCGCGGUCCCGCCGGACUGCAAGCACGUCUGUCAUUGCGAGGACGUCAACGACUGCGACAUCCUCACCGGAAGAUGCGCGGGGAAAUGCGCAGAAGGCUGGGGAGGGCGGUUCUGCGCAGUACAAUGCGCAUUGGAUGAAGGAUGUGAAGUAUCCUGCCUUUGUUCCGACCCCGACUGUGACGAACCUCCAGGAAGAUGCAAGUGUAACCCGGGCUGGAAGGGGAACUUCUGCGAGGAACGCGCAUGCCCGUAUGGAUAUUUCGAGCCGCCGGAGUGUUCCAAAAAAUGCCACUGUGAAAACGAUCGUUUCUGUAACCCUGAAACAGGCGACUGUAUGGGGACGCGAUGCGAACACUCCUGGUCUGGCCCUAGCUGCCAGGUUGGCGGCUGCCCACUAGGCUCGUACGGCCCGCCCCUCUGCUCCCACUCCUGCUAUUGUGCCAACUACACCUACUGCCACCCGGAAACGGGAAUCUGCGCCGCCGGAUGUAAGUACGGCUGGUACGGCCAGAACUGCAACAUCGGACGUUGCAAGGCUGGUCUGUUUGACCCGCCCCACUGCCUGUCAUCGUGUAAGUGCCAGAUUCCCGCGUCCUGCAACACGGUGACCAGCGAGUGCGAGAGAGGGGGGUGUGUGGACGGGCUGCUGGGCAAGUACUGUAACCUGACCACCGCCGUCAGCUUCUCGGUGGUGCCCUACAAGAUGCACACAAACUCCACGCAGUUAGCCAUCGUGGGGGCGUGUUUUAUCGGCGCCCUGUGUGUUGCUUAUGUCUGCACGAAAUGGUUUGUGAAAGCGGAAGAGAAACACGUGGCCAGUGAACUCAUUGCUUCAGCAUGA